Messenger RNA from Acanthochromis polyacanthus (spiny chromis), 1624 nucleotides. Its product is annotated as G2/M phase-specific E3 ubiquitin-protein ligase-like. NCBI's taxonomy places the organism in Eukaryota, Metazoa, Chordata, Actinopteri, Pomacentridae. The coding region runs from base 16 to 1458 and encodes 480 amino acids. The record is from RefSeq and is a predicted model, not a curated record. Gene Ontology annotation, cellular component: nucleus. The transcript is spliced from 7 exons. Gene Ontology annotation, molecular function: ubiquitin-protein transferase activity.
UCUACCAGUUACCAUAUGACUACAAGGGCCAGGGGAAACGAUACUGCAAAAGCGCCGAAUAUUUCUAUUCGUCCUUUUACAAGAGCAAGAGCCGAACAGCCCUCAGCAACACUACAAGUAACUGAUGCUCUUGUGACCACAGCUACCCAGCCCCCUGCAUCACAAGAAGCAGCUGUUGUCAUUGACUUGGAUAGUGGUGACACAGUCACCCAGACCCCGUCAAAUAGCAGUGAUGACUAUGCUGUCUACCUUUCCAUCAUGGGGAUGACAUCAGACCUCUCUGAUGAUGAUGAGGAGCUAAACCAGGCCAUAAUGGCAAGCCUUGAAUCUCAUGAGGUGCUCCUCAAUCUUGCAUCCAAAAUUGACGGUAGACGAAGACGUAGGUUCAACAUUAAUCGAACUUCAGUACUGGAUGGUGCUCUUUGGCAACAGUGGCGGGGCUUCAGACGGCCGUCCUACAGUCCAGUGUACCAGAUGUGCAUCAAAUUCUCAGAUGACUUGGGAAAGGAUGAAGAGUCUGUGGAUCUUGGUGGCCCAAGGAGAGAAUUUUUGCGGUUGCUUAUGGAGGCUCUGGCAUUGUCACCAAUGUUUGAAGGAAGAGAUGGAAAGUUGAACUUGGCUUUGGACAGUUCCGCUCUAAGAGAAGACCGGUAUUUUGUUGCUGGCCAGGCCAUUGCUGUAAGUCUUGUCCAUGGUGGUCCUCCACCAGGAUUCAUUGCACCAACACUAUAUCGUUGUCUUGUUGGUGGCACUUCAUCAGCAAUGCCAGUUUUGGAAGACAUUGCUGAUCCUGACCUCUAUGAGAAGGUUAAAAAGGUGUCCAAAUGUACAUCUUUAGAUGACCUGAUACAUUCCACUGAACCGCUGCAAGAUUACUUGGCAAACGCUGGGUGUCUUAGGCCAUUGAAAUGCAUUAAAGACAAAGAUCAACUGGUUGAAGAUAUUCUCAUGUUUCAGGUGGUUCACAGAGUCUGGGGGGCAUUUGAAAGAUUUAGGGAGGGCCUGAAGACCCUUGGUGUUCUAGAUGCAAUGAGGAUUCAGCCAGACAGUUUCAGACCUUUAAUGUGUCAUGAACCAUCUCCACUCACUGCUGACGCAAUGGAUCAGCUUUUCCACAUCCGCCUGUCUGCUGUGGGAAGCAACAAGAGAAUGGCAGAGGAACGUAUUGUGGCAUUUUGGAGGGAUUACCUGCAGGAUGUAGAAGAGCAAGUGGGUCCCUCAGCACUAGGUAAAAUCCUAGCUUUUGCGACGGGUGCAAGUGUCAUCCCUCCAGUUGGAUUCUCCCCACUGCCAUCAGUUGAUUUCCUGCAUGAUCAGUCCAUCAGCCCUGGACGCCAUUUGCCUAUGGCAAACACCUGCAUUAACUGCCUUAAGUUGCCACUACUGGACACAUAUGAGGAUUUCAGGGAGAGUAUGGACUUUGCAUUGAGUAACACACAGGGUUUUGGUAGAGAAUAACUUUUGAAGAUUGUGUGUUCCUACCACAAUGCAGUGCUCAGGAUGUUUCAGUUAGAAUGUAUGAACAUAUGAACUGCUGUUUUGGUUUUCUUUCCCCUCUUUGAUUAGGUGUUUGCAGAGGAAAAACAGUUUUGGGGGAAAAAUAUUGUUAAGGAUGUGAUCUUUU